Opisthorchis viverrini is the source of this 240-nucleotide messenger RNA. RefSeq lists its product as hypothetical. The transcript has a single exon. The record is from RefSeq and is a predicted model, not a curated record. Bases 1 to 240 code for a protein of 79 amino acids. NCBI's taxonomy places the organism in Eukaryota, Metazoa, Platyhelminthes, Trematoda, Opisthorchiida, Opisthorchiidae.
AUGUGGGUCAAGGAAGUAAGCGAGAAACCGCGAGGGUUCUGGGGUGUUGAAGUGGUUGAAUGGCGCUCACCCAUUACCUGUCCCAAAGCAAUCGCCCCUGUAUCCGAAGACAACCUGACAAGCCAAGAUAUUGUGGACAUGACAAAACAACCGAAAGUAGGAUAUCUGGGUUGGCCAGAGACGUGGGCGAUUGAAAUUACCGGAGAGAGAGAGAGAGAAUGCAACAACAGAACAGGCUAG